UUGCCGCAGGUAGCGAGUGCAAUUUGCAACAGUGGAGCGAUUAUUUGGGCAACUUGCAACAGACGUGUCGGUGAUGGAGGAUUUCACAGCGAAAACAAGCGCAGACCGACGGCGAACACGAGCGUGAUUUUCAGACCCGCAGUGAAAAGGCGCGCUCAUCGGUUCCGUGUGUCUCGCGCUCCCGUGGAAACAAAGCGACACGAGCCGAAUGCGGAUUUCACUUUUUCUCCGGCUGCGUCUGUGUAGGUGGAGGCAGCUGCUGUCGCACUGUAGAUAACACACACACACACACACACAGUCUCAGGCCUGGUUUUAGGAAAGAUAAAAACACCAGUGGAUUUAUUUUGUGUCGAAAAGACUAUUUUGCUGAUUUAACUACGACGACGAGGAUACAACGUCUCCAGUGUCGAGAUGCCAGCAGCGUGUGGACGACUGAGCUUCAACAUGGGAGAGUGAAGCAGGGACCUGCAGCCAUGAAGACGCCGCCAUGUCGCAUUGAUCAGGUAGUACCUGCAUCCACAGCAUCAUGGUCAGAGUGAGCUCAGCAGCAGCAAUGCUCGCUCACCCUGGGGAAGAAUGGUUCACUCCACUAGCUUCCACCUCCCAGAGGCGAGGGACACUAACACCAGUCUCUGCUGCCUCUUUACGGGGCUGCUGAACUUCUCUGAGAGGCUGGGGAUGGAGAACGUCUCCAUGGUGAAUGCGUCGCCGCCAGAGCCGGUCAUGCCCACAGCGGAGGCCUCAAAGACACCUCCGGGUGUUGGCCUACCUCUGCAGGUCUUCUUUUGCUUCGUCAUGGUUGCCAUCCUGCUGGUGGCUCUGCUGGGGAACGUGGUGGUUUGCCUGAUGGUGUACCAGAGGUCUGCCAUGCGCUCGGCCAUCAACAUCCUCCUAGCAAGCCUGGCGUUCGCAGACAUGAUGCUGGCCGUCCUGAACAUGCCCUUUGCUCUGGUGACCGUCGUGACCACCAACUGGAUCUUUGGAGACGCCUUCUGUCGCGUGUCAGCCAUGCUCUUUUGGUUUUUCGUCAUGGAAGGCGUGGCUGUACUGCUUAUAAUAAGCAUAGAUCGUUUUCUUAUUAUUGUCCAGAAGCAAGAUAAGCUGAGUCCACAGAGAGCCAAAGUGCUCAUUGUGGUCACAUGGGGACUGUCUUUCGUUUUCUCUUUCCCCUUGGCUGUUGGGUACCCUCUCCUGCAGAUCCCCCCCAGAGCCCCCCAGUGUGUGUUUGGCUACAGCACCGAGCCUGGCUACCAUGCCUACGUACUGAUCCUGAUGCUAGUGUUCUUCUUCAUGCCUUUCAUGGUCAUGCUGUACACGUUCAUGGGGAUCCUGAACACCAUCCGCCACAAUGCCAUCCGCAUCCACAGCCACCCAGACAGCAUCUGUCUAAGCCAGGCCAGCAAACUGGGUCUGCUGAGCCUCCAGAGGCCCUUCCAAAUGAACAUCGACAUGAGCUUCAAGACCCGUGCCUUCACCACCAUCCUCAUCCUCUUCUCUGUGUUUACAGUCUGCUGGGCACCUUUCACUGCCUACAGUUUGGUAUCGACCUUCAGCGACAGGUUCUACCACAAAGACAGUUUUUUCCAAGUCAGCACAUGGGUCCUGUGGCUGUGCUACCUCAAGUCGGCCCUCAACCCUCUUAUUUACUACUGGCGGAUCAAGAAGUUCCGCGACGCCUGCCUUGACCUGAUGCCCAAGUACUUCAAGUUCCUUCCUCAGCUGCCAGGAAACACCAAGAGGCGCAUACAGCCGAGUGCGGUGUACGUGUGCGGAGAGCAUCGAUCCGUGGUUUAAAGUCAAAGUCUACGCUCAAACCCUUCAGCACUGUUAAAAAAAAAAAACGUACAUUCACUUCUUUACCAGAUCUGGGUCUUUUUUUUGCUGUUUAGUGGUUGUACCUCUAUUAGCAGGUGUCUCUCAACAGGCUGAAAGUAGCAUUGCGUUAAAGGCAUGAGGCAGUGUUAACUUGGGAUGGGCAUAUUUGAUUAUUUGGGGAUUUGCCUCAUUAUAAAUAGGGUUAGGGUUACCCAUAUAAAUCGGUUACUGUGACUAUUUGUAGUAUGUUAGAUACAAGACAAAUGUUCUAUCACUGAUUACAUUUAGAAAAAGAUAUAUUACUAGUCCAGUGACCGCAUCAUUUUUGCCAUGAGGUGGCAGCAGCAACAAGCAUUUAGUUAGUGGAGUUCAAAUGGCAGAAUUUAAGAGCUUUCUUGAAUGCAUCUUGAAGCUACUUCUCUAAGCUUCUAAUAAUAUCUAAUAUUAUUAUUCUUAUUUGGUUGCCCUGCCCUUUUUUUGUCUGAAACCGUCAACAUGUUUUAAUGCUUUGCUACUUUCAGUCUGUCUGAGGUUCAGAAACUGUCAGGGUGUGUGUCCAGACUCUCAGCAUCAGCCCGUGGAAUAUCAGCGGGUCAGAGGCAACUGUCAGCGUCCACAUCAAAGACGCUUGGUGACCUGGUGAUGCCUUCACUUUUCAUUUCUCCCGGUGGUUGUUGCCCUGGUGACAUGGAGCUAUGUGAAGGACACUGGAAGUAGUUUUGGAAUGGAGCUGUACUUUGUUUUCUCUAAUAUUCAGGGGUCAACAUGAUGUGUCAUGGGUAUCUGAUGUAUCCAGCUGAUUGAUUUAUUUAUUUAUGUUGUUUUGGGUGUUAAAUUUCAGGGUGUAAAACACUUGAAGUCCGGUUACUUAAGGCCUGGGACACACUGGAUGCAUGUUUUCCCCGGAACGUCCUGCAUUGGUUUCAUUGCCCGUGUUAUCAGCAGGGAUGGCGCAAUAUCACUUUUUCAUGUCUGAGACCGACAAUACAGCCUCGGGUAUCUACCAAUAUUAAUAUCAGUCUGAUCCAGUCAUUCUUAGACACUUUAAAGAUAUAAUUCUCCCAUUACAUCACUGCUCCCAUUGAGAAGUAAAGAACUAAACUUGACUCCGCUAAAAUGCUGCUGCUGAUUUUUAUUUACACUUUUAUAGUUGGAUCUUUACAUUGUAUUGGAGUUUACAUUUGUAUAUUUUCGAUAUACGAUCCAGUGACUUUGACCAGUGUCAGACCAAUACUGAUACUGAGUUAUCAGCAGGGAGAAGCUGAUAUGAUUUAUUUGGUAUGAUAGUGCUAGCACAUCAAAGUAAGAGCCUCAUCUUUGUGCCCUAUGGCCACUAUAGAGGUCAAGCUUUGUUAAACUAAAUACACUGAGUCAUGGAAGUUAGGUCCAAGUUAUGGAAAUAUUUUGAAAAUGAAUAAGUAAAGUUUGGGAACCCUGAAACAGACAAUUGGGAAGUUGCUUAAAGGCAUAAUUGGAUGGGUCCUGGUUUCGGUCGAUACUCAUGGUUAUGAUAUCAGCAUCAGACACAACAAAGAGGUAUUGAGCCAUCUCUGUUUAUCACAUUAAAGCAGCUCAUCUGCUCAUGUGAGUCAUGCUGCUUUUCUUCAUACACACUUUUUUUCUUGCACUCAGUUUGUUGCAAAAAUAUUUGAAGAUAAUCCUUUACCUCAGUUUCAUUUAUGCCACAAGACAAAUAUAUUAGCAACACCUUGUAUAACAACACGUCCUUUGUCUUUACAAGGCUAUAGUGAAAUAUAGGGCUGCGAAAAUUAUUAGAUUGUUUGAUUAAUUUGAUCAUCAAUGAAUCGGUGUGAGUAAUAAUUCAAAUUUGUUUUUCUCCAUAUAACAACGAAACCAUUCAAACUGAAUAAGACAUUUAAGAAUGCCGUCAUUUUGAGGUUUGAAAAACCAUAUUUUUGACAUCGUAUAAGCGAAACAAUCAAUCUAGAAAUGAUUAACAGAUGAAUCAAUUAUGAAAACAAUGGUCAGUUGCAGCCCUAGUGAAAUAUUAUAGGACUGGCUUCACACUGGAGUCACACGUCUACUUAAUAUUUAUGGCCAUUUGUAAAAAGCAAACAUGGAUCUGACACG
Solea solea (common sole) is the source of this 3906-nucleotide messenger RNA. It is a transcript of the gene gpr63, whose product is annotated as G protein-coupled receptor 63. The transcript is spliced from 2 exons. Lineage: Eukaryota; Metazoa; Chordata; Actinopteri; Pleuronectiformes; Soleidae. The record is from RefSeq and is a predicted model, not a curated record. Gene Ontology annotation, molecular function: G protein-coupled receptor activity. Bases 577 to 1794 code for a protein of 405 amino acids. Gene Ontology annotation, biological process: G protein-coupled receptor signaling pathway. Gene Ontology annotation, cellular component: membrane.